This is a messenger RNA of Loa loa (African eye worm), 243 nucleotides long. RefSeq lists its product as hypothetical. The record is from RefSeq and is a predicted model, not a curated record. Lineage: Eukaryota; Metazoa; Nematoda; Chromadorea; Rhabditida; Onchocercidae. The annotation marks the transcript as partial. The transcript is spliced from 2 exons.
AUGAAAACAAUUGUAGAAGUAUAUUCAACAGAAUUAAUGAAUGAGCCACCACCAGCAUAUUCACUAACUAGUCCAUGUUUACCACCGGACAGUCCACAAGAACAAGAUUGGCCAUUUGAAUCACCAUCAUGUUUUGAUGGCUAUCCACCAUAUCCAGCUGGUCCACCACUACUCAAAAUUGCCUAUCCGAAAGACAUUCCCGGUCCAACAUAUGGCUGUCCGAAAUGUGAAGGAAGAUUUCUG